AUGACAGCAUCUCUUCUGUCGCAACUGCUAGUGCCACCAUCCUUGCUAACUCCCCAGAAUUGCCAUGAAUCAUCGCGAAUAUCAGCAUUUCUCCGUCUUUCUCGUCUAGCUUCAGAUGACACUAUCAGGCAACAUCUCAAUGAAGUCAAAACUCCAGCAGGUUGUGACGAUUACUUCGCCUCUACGAUCGUUCCCCAAUGGCAAGCCAGAGCCCAGUUGAUCACCUUCUGUGAGAAUUACGCUGCUGACUUCAGGAAAAAAACUGCCCUGGGAAUCCACGUAAAUCACGAAGAGCCUCAGGGCGGUGCGGCUCACGACAAUUUGCUACCCCAGACUUUCAAUUUGAGGUUGGAUCCUUAUGCUGAAAAGUCAUACAACCAGAAGCUCGAGCAGCAGUACGCUCAAUGCGACUACAUCGACAACUGGGUCAGCAACCAGAAGAAUGUUGAAUCCAUCAUCAGGGAGCAAACAAGUCACGUCCUUAACGAUAAGUGCUAUUAUAACGACUGGUUAGCUCAGUUCAAGAAGUUAGAUUCUGUUAUUAAACAACUGUAA
Molecule: messenger RNA, 555 nt
Organism: Scheffersomyces stipitis CBS 6054
Lineage: Eukaryota; Fungi; Ascomycota; Pichiomycetes; Serinales; Debaryomycetaceae
Exons: 1
Coding region: 1-555 (184 amino acids)
Cellular component (GO): mitochondrion; mitochondrial intermembrane space
Source: RefSeq, a predicted model, not a curated record